AGUACAUUUCGAUGGAGGCGAAACCAAAAUAAAAACAACUCAAAAUAAUAAGUGUUUGAAUUAGUUAUUUCCAAAUGGCACAAGUACAAUAUGAAGGGGCCGAAAACAGGGCCUCACUACCAAGCACCUAUGACGAGCAACUGGCCCUGCACCGCGAGGAACUGGAGGCCGAGGAACUGCACCUGAGCAGCCAGCAGCGCCAAGGCGGAUCUCCGUCCUUCAUCUGCAGACGCUGUCCAGCGCUCUUCCCCAGCAGGGAGGAGCUGGCCGCCCAUCGUCCCACGCACCGACUCAAGCGUGGACAGCGGACGCCCACGUCGCAGCAUGCCUGCGACGCCUGUGGAAGGGUCUUCCAGAAGCACAACGCCCUGGUGGAGCACAUGAAUGCGCACAACGACGUGCGGAACUAUCCGUGUCCGGAGUGUCCGGCGCGCUUUGUGCAGCGCAGCAAUAGGGAGUGCCACCUGAGGAACGUCCAUCGCAAGGUGUACCUGCACUCCUGUCCAGAGCCCGGCUGCGAGAAACGCUUCCAGCAGCGGCGGGAGCGGGAUCAGCAUGUGAAGACGGUCCACCAGCAGGAGCGGAACCUCGUUUGCGACACCUGCAGCGCGUGCUUUAGCCAUCCCGUAAAUUAUAGGAAGCACCUGGCGUCCCAUGGCGGCGAGAAGAGCUAUGGCUGCCCGAUUUGUGGCAAGCUCUUCGGUCGGCCCGAAAACCGGGAUGUUCAUCUCUUCGUCCAUAGUAUUUGCAAGGCCUAUGUAUGCUGCGUCUGCGGAGCAGAUUACAUGCGCCGCAAUCAGUUGAUCCGCCAUGGCUUGGCCAGUGGCCACCAGAACGAUCCGAUUGUCCGGCAAAAGCCCCAGUUUAGCCCUGCCCUUGCUGCGAAGAAUCGCAUCCUGUCAGAGUCCCAGGAGGAGGAGCUCCAAUGGCUGGAGGGGGAGGACGACUACGACAGCCCAGGAUGCCUCGAGGAUUCACAGGAGGAGCGGCUAACGGAGACCGGCAAUAUGACUGCCAUCGUAGCAGAGAACGAAAACGAAAGUCAGUUCUUCGAUUGAAUAUCCAUUCAGUAAGCAGCCAGUUUCGGUGCAGAAUCAGCACACAUAUAUGAUAUAUAUAUGAUCAGGUUAGUUCGAGUUAAGUAUUUGGUCGUACGUAUUUUAGGCAUACUAGUAAGAGUAAGGAAAUACUGUGAAAACAUAUAUUUAAGCAGAGAAACAUCAGCGAAUGUAAUUGUAAAUAUGAAAACGUAGACAUUAAGGCAUAAUUAUUAGCGAUAUUUACACUUAGACUACUGCAAUCAAAUCUACACUGCAUUGUACUGAAAAAGUCGAAUACUGAAUGAUUGGACGCCGUAAAUUAAUGAUAACAUGCAAAAAUGAUUACCGCAUGCAAAACAUGAACCGGAGACGUCGGUCAAAAAAUAACAGCAAGACAGAGAAAUGAAUGAAAAGUGAAUGUCGCUGCUGCUCUUGCACUUUAAUAAAAAAUGUGAA
Messenger RNA from Drosophila teissieri, 1496 nucleotides. RefSeq names its product zinc finger protein 771. The transcript is spliced from 2 exons. Gene Ontology annotation, cellular component: nucleus. NCBI's taxonomy places the organism in Eukaryota, Metazoa, Arthropoda, Insecta, Diptera, Drosophilidae. Gene Ontology annotation, molecular function: DNA-binding transcription factor activity, RNA polymerase II-specific; RNA polymerase II cis-regulatory region sequence-specific DNA binding. Gene Ontology annotation, biological process: regulation of transcription by RNA polymerase II. The record is from RefSeq and is a predicted model, not a curated record. Bases 75 to 1058 code for a protein of 327 amino acids.